Messenger RNA from Haemonchus placei, 3066 nucleotides. NCBI's taxonomy places the organism in Eukaryota, Metazoa, Nematoda, Chromadorea, Rhabditida, Trichostrongylidae. The record is from the annotation of a GenBank genome assembly.
AUGUUAGAACUGGCCAUUGAGGACGAUUCUGAUUCCGGUGGUGAGGAUAUGUCAACGGAAAUCGAGGAACUUCGUGAUGCAGCGAAAUCGAUUCAAUCUCUACAGCGGGUCCUUAAAAUGCCACAACAUUCGUCUGAUAGAGGAGUAUUCUCCGAUGCAGACGAAUCAUCAAUUGCUGCUGAUUCGAGUGUCGAUGGACGGGUAUCAGGAAUUUCUACACGACUAGGACAUCCUAGAGGACAGACGACGAGCUCGUCAUUGGAUGGAAAAAGUUCUGAGAGCCUCGCAGGUGUCAGUCGCUUCUCGAAACUUCUACGUAGCUUCCGUUCCGGGCAGAGUUCACCAGAAAGACAUCCAACUAUCUCUUGGCGUCCAUUUGGCUUUUCCGAAUCAGCUGGCGAAGAAUGCCGUAUGGAAGAUUCGUUGUUACAGGCGGACAUUCUGCUGUGGAGAAAGCGUUCUCGAGCCAGUCUCAGGAAACACUUCAGUGUUCGAAAUUUGGCUGCUCGAGAAUUGUACGACACAGAAAAAUCGUUCGUUGAAGGGCUGGAGUUUUUAGUUUCGAAAUACAUGCGCCCGUUACGGCAACCCCUGGAGUGUACACUAAUCGAAUCCGGACUGGCUGACAAAAUUUUCUACAAAGUUCCAGAAGUGCUAGCACAUCAUCAGGUCCUCCUUGCUGCCCUAAGUUCGAGAAUUGAAGAAUGGGACAAGGAUACCGUCAUCGGCGACGUUCUCCUGGCUCAUUUUUCGAAGCAGUCGAUGAUUGAAACUUACAUAUCGUUCGUGGACAACUUCAAAUUUGCUAAAGCUGCCAUCUCCCAGGCUCGUGGCAAGCCAUCCUUCGAGAAAUACUACAAUAGAUGCUGCAGAGAUCAUCGAAACAAGCUAGAUCUCGAUUCGCUACUUAUUUCACCCAUACAGAGAGUACCCAGAUAUGAACUACUAGUCAAACAACUGAUCAAACAUACCCCUACGGAACAUGCUGAUCAUGAAGUGCUGCUGAGAACGCAACGGCAUAUUCAUAAUUUGGCAGUGGCAAUUAAUCAACACAAGGAGGCGAAUGAACAGAUGGAACAACGUCUACGAGAAAUCGAAGCGAUUGUUGAUGGUCUUGACGAUUUAGUGUCAACGGGUCGAAAUCUGGUCCGCUACGAUGUGGUACAGAUGCGAUGUCGUGGCGACGAAAAGCGGCAAAGAUGUGUGUUUACACUCAGUGAUCAGCUUGUACUCACCAGCGUGCGGCGGAAAAAUCCGACACGAAACGUCAAGCUCAUUACACAAUCGGUCGAUUUUCUGGAUAAUAAUCGAUUCAAAUUGAUCAUCAAAAUUGCUCUGGAUGAUGUGGAAAUUGCCAAAGACACAUUAUCGAUAUUGCAAGAAACGGAACAAACGAUAGACGUCGUACGAGAGGAUGAAAAGGUCAUCAGGAAGGUGAUGGAGCUGGCCAACCUAAUCAAGGGCAACAAGGAGAAGCUCAUGGCAGUUCUGGACGAAAUGGCUUGCGAGAAUAACGUUCGGCUGCGAACGUUGAAUGAUCAGAUGGUUUCAAAUCCAGAUCUCACUACCGUACAUUUGGCUGUUGCCACUUCUAACGGCGUCGAAACUGUACCGUUGGAGUUUGGCAGCGCUGAGAAGAGAGCCGUCUGGGAAACAGCGUUCCGUGAAGCCAAGACCGCACUCAUUAAUCAACAGAUAUCAGCACCUCCAGCUAAAAUAAAAGCCGUGAUUGCUCAUCAGACAAGAGCUGGAUUGCAGCUGAGCGCUGCUACGGUGGUACCCGGCAAACGGCCUGAUUCGACACCGUACAUUUGGCUCUUCUCCAGUGACGGUUUCAGUGGACAGGUGGCUGUUGUGUCUCUGGAAAGUGGUGAUCCGUGUAUUGAGAGCUGUUCCGGAAUUGGAAACGCUACCGUAACUGCUGCUUGCACAGUACCUCCGUCGCCACGGAAACGAAAACCUCGUAAAUCAAGAUCUCAGUCUCAGAAGUCACUCGAUCGUUUGGCAAGGACGGAGACGUUUUUUGACAGGAACAGCAGUGGCGAAUCGUCAGAAUCUGAUGACGACUCUUCACCAGGUCAAACUACCGUUUGGAUUGGGAACGAGGAUGGAGAAGUGUUUGUGGUGAACUCUACGGAAAGAGUAAGGACAAGGGCACGAGAACGAGUAGCUCGAUUACCAUAUCCAGUCACUGCAAUAACUUGUGUAGCUGGCAACGUCUAUGUUGCUACAGCAAGCCCAACCAAAGUGCAAUUGUUACGGUUUUUCACUUCGACAGACGGAACAUGGGAGCUGGAUUCACCGGCCACAGUAGCUCAUUCGUUGCUCCAACCUAUUUUGGCAAUGUGCCAAAAACCGGUAGAUGUUGUACCAACGUCGGACUCGCUGCACUUGUUAGCGACUACUGGCUCGGUACUCUUCUGCUGCGGAAGGCGAUCAACGAGCGUUCAUGUGGUGGAUGCGUUCUCGUUGAAAAUUCUGAAUCACUUCAGCAUAGCUGCUUGUGUACGAACUCAGCUGACAGGUAAGAAUGACUGCAUGCCGGUAGCUAGCACUACCCAGAAUAUAUCUAAAAUUUAUGUAUUCGUUCACUUGAUACAUGGGUUACUUGGAUUGCAAAAGCGAGCAGCGAGGCGUUCUGCAGGUCGUGAGGAUAUCAUCCGUGAGCAUAAGAUGGGAUGUUUGCGGAUUACCUGCAUCACGGUGGCCACAUCACAGCUUUGGAUUGGUACCUCGGCGGGAUUCGUCAUUUCAACACCACUGCACUGUGCCAAAACGCAACCCAUUCCACCAUUGACAGUUUGUGAAAUGGGACAUGCCGGUCCGUGUCGGAUUUUGUUGUCAGUCAGUGUGGUGAUGAAUCGGAAAGCGAAACGAAUGUCUCUCAACGUGCCAUCCCAGCAGUCGUCAAAGUUCCUUGUCGUCAGCGGCGGCGAAGGUUUGGACGACCGGAAUGGCAGCCAAGAUCCUGCCAACGAUGCUAUAGAAUGGAAGGAAGAUGGAGUGCAACGAGUACUCGAGGGUGCCCAGUCGAAGGAAAACAGCCGCAUGAAGGUUCUUGUAUAG